Messenger RNA from Xyrauchen texanus (razorback sucker), 4831 nucleotides. RefSeq names its product leucine-rich repeat-containing G-protein coupled receptor 6-like. Gene Ontology annotation, biological process: G protein-coupled receptor signaling pathway. The transcript is spliced from 18 exons. Gene Ontology annotation, cellular component: membrane. NCBI's taxonomy places the organism in Eukaryota, Metazoa, Chordata, Actinopteri, Cypriniformes, Catostomidae. The record is from RefSeq and is a predicted model, not a curated record. Gene Ontology annotation, molecular function: G protein-coupled receptor activity; protein-hormone receptor activity; protein binding. The coding region runs from base 222 to 3086 and encodes 954 amino acids.
ACCUGUGCAAGCCCCUCACCAACUCAUUCACCCAUGGGAGUUUGAAGUGACAGAAUUAAUCUACAGAGACGAGGCUCUGGAUAACAUUUCAGAGAGCUGAGAGUGCACAGAGAGAUACACAUAGACAGACAGAGCUACAACUGAGUGAGACCGCAGAGAAACUGACCCAUAACUGCAGAUAUACAGCACAUCCACAUACCACAAAAGUUGGAGUCAUUGUCAUGUUGGUGGUGUCACUGAUCCUGCAUGCCAUCUUGUGUGCCCAUUCUCACGGGUUGCCAGGUGCUGCUGUGCCCGUUAAACAGUGCCCAUCUGCCUGCCAGUGUGAGGAGGAUGGCAUCUUUCUCCUCGUGGACUGCUCUGAACAAGGACUAUCUGCAGUGCCUUUUGACCUUAGUCCUUUGACAUCCUACCUGGAUCUCAGCAUGAACAACAUCAGUGAGAUUGAGACCAAUGCCUUGCACAACUUGCACUUCCUCAGUGAACUGAGACUCUCAGGCAACCACCUGAGACACAUCCCUGGCCCUGUGCUCCAAGGUCUCUACAACCUCAAAGUCCUGAUGUUGCAGAAUAACCAGUUGGAGAGAUUGCCCAGUGAAGCCCCAUGGGAAUUACCCAAUUUGCUCUCUCUACGUCUGGAUGCCAACCUGAUUGUGGAGGUGCCGGCAAGGACCUUCUCAGGUAUGCGGUCCCUGCGUCACCUGUGGCUAGAUGACAAUGCCCUGACAGAGAUCCCAGUGAGCGCACUCAAUGACCUGUCCUCGCUUCAGGCAAUGACCCUCGCCCUUAACCGCAUUACCCACAUACCAGACUAUGCUUUCAGAAACCUCUCCAACGUGGUUGUGCUGCAUCUUCAUAACAACAUGAUCCGGACUCUCGGACAGAACUGCUUUGAAGGACUGAACAGCCUCGAAACCCUGGAACUGAAUUUCAAUGACCUUCAAGAGUUCCCUGUGGCCAUAUGCACGCUGGCCAAGCUUCAGGAAUUGGGUUUCCACAACAACAACAUCAAAGCCAUUCCUGAGAGAGCAUUUGUGGGGAACCCACUUCUGCAGACCAUUCAUUUCUACGAGAAUCCCAUUCAGUUUGUUGGCAAAUCAGCAUUUCAGUUCUUGCCAAAGUUACACACACUCUCUUUGAACGGGGCCACUGAGAUCCGAGAGUUUCCAGAUUUGAAAGGAACCACCAGCCUGCAAGUUCUCACGUUGACCCGAGCUGGACUGACCGGCCUGCCAUAUGAUCUGUGCCACCUGCUGCCUAAAUUAAGAGUGCUGGAGCUGUCUCAUAAUCUAAUCGAAGAGCUGCCAAGCUUCUACUAUUGUGCCUGCCUCCAAGAGAUAGGCCUGCAGCACAAUCUGAUCAGACAGAUAGAGAUGAACACAUUCCAACAACUCAACUCUCUGCGCUCACUGGAUCUGAGCUGGAACAGGAUUGAAACUAUCCACCCUGAUGCCUUUUCCUCUUUUCAGUCUCUUGUUAAACUAGACCUGACCGGGAACCAGUUGAACACUCUCCCAUUAGUUGGCUUGACCAGUCUAACUCAUCUUAAACUGAAAGGCAACUUAGCUCUCUCUCAUCCCUUUAGAGAGGAGGACUUCCCCAACAUAAGGGUAAUUGAGAUGCCAUAUGCCUAUCAGUGCUGUGUGUUUGGAGCCUGCAACAGCUACAAAGCUGCCAGCCAGUGGGAAGAUCAGACAGGGAGUGAAGAAGAUCUUCAGAAGAAAGCCCUGUCCCUGUUCCCGACUCACACUGACAACAACUAUGAUCUUGACUUGGAGGAAUUCCAGUUAGCUAUUGAGGAGACCAAACUACAAACUAGCAUCCAGUGUACCCCCAUCCCAGGUCCAUUUAAGCCCUGUGAUAACCUGUUUGACAGUUGGGUGGUACGCUUUGGGAUGUGGCUCAUCUCUUUAGUCUCGCUGAUGGGAAACAGCUUUCUUCUUGUGACAGUCUUUGCCUCCCCCAGCUAUCUCUCACCUGUCAAGUUCAUCAUCGGCACCAUCAGUGGAGCCAACCUACUGACAGGCCUAUGUACUGGCACCUUGGCACUGGUUGACACUCAGACAUUUGGAGCAUUCGCCCUGCAUGGUGCACAAUGGGAAAUGGGUGCUGGUUGCCAGGCAACAGGCUUUCUUUCUGUGCUGGCCUCAGAGGGAUCCAUACUCUUCCUCACCUUGGCUGCAGUGCAGUGCAGUGUGUCUGUAUCCUGUGCUCGGGCCUACGGAAAGUCACCCUCUCUGGGAAGUGUGCAAGGUGCAUCAGUAGCAUGUUUGUCACUUUCAUUAGCGGUCGCUGCUUUGCCGCUAAUAGGGAUCGGGGAGUAUGGGGCAACUCCACUCUGCAUGCCGUCACCACUGCCAGAUGGAGAACCCUCCACGUUGGGAUUCAUGGUAGCCUUGAUCAUGAUGAACUCCCUCUGUUUCCUGGUGAUCACAGGAACCUAUAUCAAGUUAUACUGGGACCUGAUGAAGGGCGACUUUGACAGCAUUUGGGAUUGUGCUAUGAUCAAGCAUGUUGCCUGGCUGAUCUUCACCAACUGCUUGCUCUACUGCCCAACGGCCUUCCUCACGUUCUUCUCUCUUCUGGGACUCUUUCCAGUAAACGAGGAGGUGGUCAAAUCAGUUGUCCUGGUGCUUCUGCCUCUGCCCGCCAGCAUCAACCCCUUGCUCUACCUCCUGUUCAAUCCACACUUCCGCGAAGAUGUACGUCUACUCUUGAGCAGACCUCACCUACCCCAUGACAGCAACCUGGAUUCUUUUGUGUCUGUUGACACUGAGAAAAGCUCAUAUGACUCCACCCAAGCCCUGGUGUCCAUUGCCACUGAAGCAGACGCAGUGUUCGAGGGUUCAUCUGUGCCAGUGCCAGUUGCCCAGUUUUCAUGUCCACCCUCAGUUCCUCUCAUCCCAUGCCAGCUGCUGAUGAAACCCUCAACAGAGAGGGAGAACACUGGAGAGGACAUGGUCAGGUCAACAUCAGGUCUCAGUGCGAAAGAGAAGGAACAUUCGAGGAGCAGUGGGCUGGACACUCAUAAUGGAACCUCUUUCUCUGGAAUCUACCACUCACCUAUUCACUCAUCUCAUUCUUAAGUCUUCCUAAACUCUGCAGUUUUCAAGGACCUUCCUGAGUGUGAAAAAUCUUGAGCCCAUGAACUGACCCCAAAACCAUCAGAGCUAAUGAACAAUGCACUGACUCUGAUAAUUUGGGACUGUAUACCUGCAAUUUAUAAUCCCCUUUACUAUCUAUGGGGGAGGUGGAAAAGAGAACACCCCAAUAGCAUAUUAGGACACAAUCUUAUGGGUCAAACUUAUUAAACAAUUUAACCAUCAAUCAAAAAAAGCUUUGUCAUUUAUUUUGUGCAACUUCAUGCAAUACUGGUAUUACAAAAUAUAGAUUACACUUAAAGGAAUGUUUUGUGUUCAAUACAAGGUAAAUUCAAUCAAUAAUACCUGUGGAAUGCUGUCGAUUAUCACAGAAAAUAAUUCUGACUCGAACCUCAGUUUGUGAAAAGCAAAAAUUACAGGUGCUGUAAUGCACUUACAAUGGAAGUCUGUCAGGCAAAAUAUUGCACUGGGAAAAUCAUUAAAUGAAUAUUACAGUUUCAAUACAAUUUAAGCUCAUUUGACAGCAUUUGUAGCAUAAUGUUGAUACCACAAAACCUCAUUUGAACUCGUCCCUCAUUUUCUUAAAAAACAAAAAUAAAAAUGUAAAAAAUCUGGGUUACAGUGAGGCACUUGGAAGUGAAUGGAGGCCAAUUUGUAAAUGUUCAAAUACUCAGUUUUAAAAGUAUAGCCACAAGAUGUAAAAAAAUAUUCUUGUAAUAUGGUUUUAAUGUGAUUAAAAACCACUUACAUUUCUGUGUAGUUAUUUUCAAUUUAACAACUUUGUUACCAUGACAUAAUGCCAUAAACCCUUUAAUCCCAAUAGUGAUUUAAACAACUUCUCAACUCAAAAAUGCAUUUACUAAUAGAAGAAUCAAAGUAAUUUAAUAAAAUUGGCCCCAUUCUCUUCCAUUUUAAGUGCCUUUGCAUAAAAUUUAUUUUUCUUUUUUUUAAUAGGAGGGACCAGUAAAAAUUCUAUUUUGUAGCAAUCAACAGAAUACCACAAACAUAUUGAGCUUAACUUGUACUGAACCUGUAAUAUUCCUUUAAUACAAUUUCAAAGUACAGCCAUACAAGCCUUACAUUAUGUUAACGAUGUGCAGUUAUGAAACCCACAAAACUCCUUGAUGUUGAUAGAGAUUUACUUGUUUGAACCUGGUACAUUCCUUUAAUAAGGAUAUCACAGGGAUGUUUGCUGAUGCAAAUUAGAAACAUACAUUUGUGUACAUAUUUCAAUGUGAAAAUGUACUCAUAAAUAUGCUUUAAUUGCAAAGUCUGUAUAUAUCAAAGUCUCAUAAUUGCAUCUUAAUUAUUUUCAAGUCAAAACUUUAUUACCUGCCACUGGUGAAUGAGAAUAAUUUACAGGAAGGUAAAUACCUAUGUACAUUGGUAAAUAAUAUUUAGUGAAUGAAAACCCAGAGACACCAUGCUAAAAUGUAACAAUGUUUAUUUUCAGAGUGUAAUAUUUUAAACACGUCAUGUUUCUCUUUUUAGAUCAAGUCCAGAGGAUUAUGGAAAAGCAACUGAUAUUGGGUUUAGUAGCAUUUUAUACUGAACAUGCCAAUGAUAUAUAACUGAAGAUAUAUAUAUAUAUAUAUAUAUAUAUAUAUAUAUAUAUAUAUAUAUAUAUAAAUGUGAGUGGUUUGGUUAGGUUGUGAUAAAGUUUGAUCAGAUUCUUUUACAGAUUGUAAAGUAGGCUAGCUAUUGUACUGUAAAAUAUAACUACCUCUGAU